Messenger RNA from Zea mays, 1746 nucleotides. Lineage: Eukaryota; Viridiplantae; Streptophyta; Magnoliopsida; Poales; Poaceae. The record is from RefSeq.
UCUUCCCUUCCUGCUGUGCGAAACCGAGCACCCAAACCCUAACCUAAGGCUAUUUGGCUAUUUGAUGCCUCCUAACUUCGAACUUCUUGGUUCUUGCAAAACUUAUCGGCUGUUCAUCGAUGUCCCUUGGCUGGGUCCAGCCCUGGUGCACACGAUGCCUGGCUUCCUGUUCUGAUAGUUAGUAUAAAGAAGAUUUUAGAAAUAUCAGACACAAUAUUCCACAUGGGCACAUAUGCCUGUGUGAUGGGAUUUGGUUUGACAGUUUUACUAUGUAUCAGUAUCACCGCUGAUGGUUGAUACAUAUGUUUUUGCAUGUUUCAUGUAAAAUUCGUGUUUCUGCAAUCACGCCGAAGUUCUUUUAAGUUUCUCUGUUAUUUUGAGUUGUUAGUCUCUACUUCUUUACAAGUCGCAGGACAUUUGAGUAGAGGUCCAAUUUAGGCGCAGUCACAUGGUGAGAAUGUGUUGGAAUUACUGUACCUUAAAUUUGUUCUGUUUGAAAUGCCAUUUUUCCAGUAGCAACCAUAAAUAUCCAAGUUGUCCAUUGCUAUGGGGUUUCUAGGAAUAUAAAAAAUGGACCUUCCCAAUCUCUGUGGUGAAAAUAAUUAUGCGUCUCUGGUAUAUGCAUGCCAAAUACAUCUGAUUUCCUCUGAAGCAGUUCCCGAACCAAAACAAGAGGUUCGAAGUUGGCAGUAACAGUGCCCACUGAGUUUCUGAUCAAAACCAGGCAUUUCUGUAACUUAUCUUACAGUCCUUUCAGGAUGACCAAGUAUACGAGGAACAAAAAAAGUUCAUCUUCUCACAGUAGUUCCAGAUUCAAAAGAGUUUCCAGAAAGGAGAUGUCAUUUGCAGUGGAGAAAUACGCAUGGACAAAUGCAACUUGUCCAGUAUGCAUGGAAUUCCCACACAGCGCUGUUCUUCUACUCUGUUCGUCACAUGGCAAUGGCUGCCGUCCAUAUAUUUGUGCGUCCAGCUACCAGCACUCAAAUUGUCUUGAUCAGCUUGUAAUGUCAUGCAGAAAAGAAGCCUCUGAGGACCCAGAUGCAAUAGAGCUUAUGUGUCCCCUAUGCCGUGGCGAGGUCAAGGGAUAUACCUUGGUUGAGCCUGCUCGGAAGCAGCUGAAUCGCAAGAGGAGGAGCUGCAUGGAAGACGGCUGUUCGUACAUGGGCACAUACAGAGAGCUCUGCAAGCAUGUCCAAAAGAAGCACCCUACUGCAAACCCACGAGCUGUGGACCCCUUGCAUGCUUACAGAUGGAAGCGGCUUCUAUUUCGAAGUUCAUUGCAUGAUAUGAUUUGUUCAACUACUUCAGAGGCUAUGCGAAGGUUUUGUUCUCACAUGCUGCAGAUUGAAGAGGUUGUGGCUGCUUUGCGAGAGGGUGGUGAUCAUCGUGGCGCUACCAAUGACGAUCAACUGAUCCAUGAUCUCUUGACCUCUCGCUGAAAUGUGAGAACCUGUGUUGAUCCUGCAGGCAAUCUUUGCAUGAAUCCCCAACUUGGCACCCCUGCCGAUUCACAUUUUCUGACCCGACAAAGCAAACUAGUCUUCAUCUGUCCUCAAUGAAACAGACUGUUAAAGCUUUGAUGGAUUUAUUCAUUCACAGUGAUAAUGGCUGGUUGAAUGGCACGGGGCUUUUUUUCGUACUCAUCUAGCCUCUAGUGUGUCAUGCGAUGCACUGUUCCUGUGCACCCUCCCACUGUAUGACUAUGACAUAACUGUUUCUUAUGGAACGCAAUGUGUUCCUGUUCAU